Molecule: messenger RNA, 1203 nt
Organism: Dracunculus medinensis (Guinea worm)
Lineage: Eukaryota; Metazoa; Nematoda; Chromadorea; Rhabditida; Dracunculidae
Source: the annotation of a GenBank genome assembly
AAAUACAAGAUUGACAUUAUGGGAGAUGUGAUUGAAAUCGAGGGGCCAGCAUUCGCUGAAUCGAUUUCGGAAGGCGAUAUUAGAUGGAUAAAAAAGAAAGGAGAUUUUGUUAGAGAAGAUGAAGUGGUAGCAGAAAUUGAGACGGAUAAGACUGCUGUUGAGGUGCCUUCUCCUCAUUCUGGAACUAUUGUGGAACUGCUUGUUGCUGAUGGAAGUAAAGUGACUGCUAAACAGAAGCUGUACAAGCUAGAACUGGGCGAUGCGCCAGCAGAGGAUGUGAAACAGAAGAAACCAGUGGAAACUGUUCAGAAAGAAGAUCCAUCCUCACCGGUAGAAUCUAUUGCUUUUUAUCUUCCAUUUAUUUCAGGUACAAUACCUUCUUCAAUGCCACCAAUUCCUGAACUACCAAAGAAACCAAUUAGCUCUAUACCAACAUCCGAAAUAAAGAUUUCUCCUUUAAAAAUUCCUUCUGGUGUGUCGAAAGAAUCCGCUAUAACAGGGAUACGAAAUGAAACGAGAGUGAAAAUGAAUCGAAUGCGUUUAAGAAUUGCUCAGCGCUUAAAAGAAGCUCAAAAUACUUAUGCAAUGCUGACGACGUUUAAUGAAAUCGAUAUGUCAAGUGUUAUUGAAAUGCGAUCUCGUUAUCAAAAAGAUUUCACAGCAAAACAUGGUAUUAAGCUUGGGCUUAUGUCACCAUUUAUUCGUGCUGCGGCAUAUGCUUUACAGGAAACUCCUUCUGUUAACGCUGUCAUCGAUGAAGAUGAAAUUAUUUAUCGGCAUUACAUUGAUAUAUCUAUCGCUGUUGCCACUCCUAAAGGCUUGGUGGUGCCUGUUUUACGUGACGUUCAAGAUAUGGAUUAUGGUACCAUUGAACUAAUGCUAAAUGAUCUUGGCGUAAAGGCUCGAGAUGGAAAACUAGCGAUUGAAGACAUGGAAGGAGGCACUUUUACUAUAAGUAAUGGUGGAGUUUUUGGCUCACUGUUUGGUACACCAAUAAUAAACCCACCUCAAUCAUCCAUACUUGGUAUGCAUAGCAUAGUAGAUCGACCUGUAGCAGUGAAUGGUAAAGUGGAGAUUCGACCGAUGAUGAUUGUGGCUCUCACUUAUGACCACAGGUUAAUCGAUGGAAGGGAAGCAGUGACCUUUUUGAGAAAAAUAAAAACGUGCGUUGAAGAUCCUCGAACAAUUCUAAUGAAUUUGUGA